UUUGACGUCAGACAGACUAACGGUACGGCAGCAACGGUUGCAGACAACAUGUUAACGCUGCAGUGGCUAAACGUUUGAGCCUAGAGAAAUGUUCGUCUUUUUACCACAAGUUACAAAAGAUGUCUUCAUAAACCCAAGAAAAGAAAGCCUGGUGUGUGGAGGAUGUUUUGACGGUCAGCUGGCUGCUAGUGAUGGCGAGAUGAAGCUUCAUGAAGCAUUGAGGUUUUCCAUCCAGUUGGUUCACUCAUGGUUCGAAGCUUCAUGGUGCUUCAUUUGCUCUACUGCGCCAUCAACUGGACAAAUAAAAGUAAAACAGGCAGAGUGCCUAUAAUGACACACUAGCUUUGCUAUGUGAAGCUUUGAAUUGUGCUUAAAUGAUAAUGCCAAUAAACAAGUAAUAUACUUAAUAUAGUGUCUGCUUUUCCUGAUAGUAGAGACAGAGGGGGAAAUGGAAACAAAUUGGGGAGAGAUUUGAGAUUUGUAGCUUGACUGCUUGAUUGAUGUCAGGUUCUGGCUUUCUGUAAAGUGCUUAGAUACUUUUAAUUGUAAUAAGGGCUAUAUGAAUAAAAUUUAUUGUGCUUUUGCUACUUGUUUUGUGACUGUGCGUGUGGUACCAGUGACAACCUGUAAAACAAAAGUAGGGAUUUUAUUUGUUUUUAUGCAAAAAUAUCAAUUUUUCCACAGUGCUGGGAUUCAGGCGACUUCUUUUUUUUUGGACAAUAUUUUUCUAGCUCCUUGGAACACAACAGAUACUUCACCUUUUAAAAUACCAGAAAAAGAAGAAAUUAGAACAAGCGGUGUGUGGUGUCACAGUUAUUCAUAUUACACUUCAUUUGUUAUGUGCCUACUUUAUUAGGAGAAAUCAGGUCAAAGUGUUUCCAGACAGGGGAGAAUCUUCUUUUUCUGGCUGGUUCUAUAUAAAAAAAGAGUCUCAAACCGAUUGAAUGCAAAGAUACAACAGGUAAAAAUCCAACAAUUGUGAACAUCAGAUAUAGUGGCACACAUUUCCUGGAACUGAACCCUGAACUGUGGGUUCUUGCGGAUCUCUUGUUUGUGUUUGCUGGCAAACUCCUCCAGGUGGGACUUGAAGGUCUCCAGCUGCUUCAACAUCUGGACAAUCUGAUCCUCUGCGAGAACACUCCCUCUUUCUUUAUAUUUAGCCUCCGCCCGCUUAGCCCCCGUACCGACUCCUCUUCCCGGUUCAACAAUUGUGAACCGGGAAUCCAUUGCGUUUCACUGCCCUUUAUAUUUUGAAUUGCACGUCAAACCUGCGAACCACUUCCUGAACCAGUCACGCGGUACGACCGGCUUGCGAGGCUUCGAACGUCAUCAUUUUGGCUCCUCCCCUAAAUGAAGCAAGCCUCGAUACGCGCUUCGUGGACACGCCCCCUCCAUUGCUCGACACACGCUUCGAAGCCUCGGUACAUCUCGUAGCAUCACUAGCUGGCUGUCUAGCAGUGCAGUUACGUGCUGUGAGGACAGCACACUAUUUUUACAUAUUGUCUAAUUUAUUCAUUUGGAGGAUCUAUGUCUGAGCCGUGUUCAUUUAUUCCACAGGAUUAUUUACUUAUUUAUUUAUUUAUUUUUAUAUAUUUGUUUCCUAAUUUAUUUAUUUUAAGGAUUUAAGUCAGAGCCAUGUUAAUUUAUUUCACAGGAAUAUUUCUUUCUUUCUUUCUUUGCUUGUUUUUUGUUUAUUUAAUAUUAAAUAAAACAGCAUUCAUAGAGUACAUUAAGACAUCACAUAAGUGCGUAAAAAUGCAUAUUUAAAUAUUUAUUUAUUUUGAAUAUUUAAGUCAGAGCGAUGUUCAUUUAUUUCAUAGGAAUAUUUAUUUGUUUAUUUAUUUGCUUGCUUGUUUAAUAUAAAAUAAACAGUAUUCCAUAGAACAUCACUUAAAAUGCAUAUUUAAUUUUUUAUUUAUUCAUUUUUUCAUAGGAAAAUAGACGAUGGUUGGUUUGUUCUUAUUUUUUUUAAGACGAAGAAGAAGAUAAGAUUCCUGCCUGAUGAUAUCUGCCGCCAUCUUGUGGCCGCUGUGUGAAACAGCCGUUGGAGCUCAGGGAAGCCCAAACUUUCAGAACUAGCACUCAAACGUCGAUUCAAGCUUCAUAAAGAAAGAGAUAAUAUAACCAAAAUGAAGCCAGAGUUUGAUAUUUUGCGUGUUUAGAUCUUUUUCCAGAUGUUCGGAGCCGUAAACAGGUCGAGCAGACGUCAUCCGACUGAAAGUGAAACUGAAAGUGAAGCAGCUGCAUGUAGCCGUCAGUUAGCCAGCGGUGGAUGAACUGCGGAGGAUAGACACACGGUCAGAUUCAGCCUCUUUCAGUCUGAACACCCACUAAAGGAGGAUGAAGGACGUGGCUGCGUGUGGAUUUUACAUCGUCCUCUUCGAUGUGGUUCUGUGUUGGGCUCUGUGGGCCGGACGGCUGCUGAUGCAGAGCUCCAGCUGUGGUGGGCUGGCAGCUGUGUGGGCCUUCGGGGCGGUAAAGUGGAUCUAUCUCCACGUUUUCACCUUAUUACUGACUGAAGGAAAUCCCCAGGCUGUGCUGCGCAGGUUGGUCGCUCUCCUCUGCCUUCUCGCUCCCGCAGUAGAAAGUGGACGGUUUCUUCGAUCAUCUCCGUCGGAGCCGUAUGCGGAACCGUCUCCUGACUUCAACAUGCUGCUGCUGGGCCCCGUGGCCUCGGUGUUGGCCUGUUUGGUUUGGGAAAAGGGCCUGUGUGGGAACGGAAAGGGGAAAAAGGACGGCAGUAAACUGGAUACAGGGCAGCUGCUCAUGAGGACGCUGAAGCUCUUCAGACCAGAUGCUCUUUAUCUGGUCGCAGCUUUCGGUUUCCUCAUCUUAGCCGUCAUCUGUGAUUCAUUGAUUCCCUUGUAUCAGGGGAAGGUAAUCGACAUGUUACGAGGUGAAGUGCUUCACAGCAGCUUCGGUUAUGCCAUCGGAUGGUUGGCAUUCGUUUCUCUUGGAAGUGUGCUGUUCUCUGGCCUGAGAGGAGGAACGUUCAUGUUGACUCUGGCCAGACUGAACAAGAGGCUGAAGGGUUUGCUGUUUCAGAGCCUCCUGCAGCAGGAAGUGCAGUUCUUUGAGGAGAACAACCCCGGAUCUCUUGCCUCCCGGCUGCACCUUGACGUGGACAGGAUGGGCCGGACGGUAGCGCUGAACGCUAAUGCAGCGGUUCGCAGCACAGUCAAAGCCUGCCUCAUGUUUGCAGUGAUGUUGAACCUGUCCUGGGAGCUGACUGUGCUCACCUGCAUAGAGAUGCCGCUGACAGCUCUAGUGCAGAACAAAUACAUCACUUUGGCCAAGGAGCUGAAGGAGAAGAUCCAGGACUGCCACGCUGAGAACCGGGACCUGGUUUCUCAGACCGUCAGCGGGAUCCGAACGGUCCGAAGGUUCAAGGCAGAGGAAGGAGAACUGAGGAGGUACCAGGAGGCUGUGGACAGAAUGUGCAGCCUGAAGAGACGCUCAGGGAUCUACAGCAUUUGUUUCGGCUUCAUACGGAGGCUGUUGACUCUGAGCAUAAAGAUACUGAUGCUGAUUCAGGCCCGGAGCCUCAUCUCGUCCGGUCGCCUCAGCAUCGGCAGCCUCGUGUCCUUUUUCCUCUACCAGAAGCCCAUGUCGGUGAAUUUAAGGGAGAUUCUGCACUGCUAUGAGGACACCGUGUCCACAGUCGGAGUCAUUUCCAAAGUUUUCGGAUACAUCGACAGGACGCCGAAAGGUAAAAAGGAGGGAGAGCUGGCUCCUGAGAGUCUGGAGGGAAGAGUUGUCUUCCAGAACGUCACCUUCAGCUAUCCCUCGGCUCCAGAUAAACCAGCCCUAAAGUCGGUGUCAAUGGAGCUGCAGCCGGGGAAGAUGACGGCUCUGGUGGGACUCUCCGGCAGCGGGAAGUCGUCCUGCGUCAGCCUCCUGAAGAGGCUCUACGAACCUCAGGAGGGACGGAUCCUGCUGGAUGGAGAAUCGCUGCAUCGUUACAAACACAAAUACCUGCACCAGAAGGUAGCCCUCGUUUCCCAGAAUCCUGUGCUGUUUUCUGGUUCCCUGAAAUACAACAUUGAAUAUGGGCUGAAGGACUGCACCGCUGAGAAAGUGAAAGAAACUGCAAGGAGGGUCAAAGCGCACGAUUUCAUCUCUGAAAUGGAGAACGAAUACGACACAGAUGUAGGAGAGAGUGGAGGCAAACUGUCCGAGGGGCAGAAGCAGUGCAUCGCCGUCAUCAGAGCUCUGGUUCGAGAUCCGCAGGUCGUCAUCCUGGACGAGGCGACCAGCAAACUGGAUGUGGACGCACAGCAUGCUGUUCUGCAGGAGGUUCUGGCUCGAGGCCGGACGGUUCUGGUCGUGGCUCAUCAGCUGAAGACUGUGGAGAAGGCGGACCACAUUAUCUUCAUAGAGAAGGGAGUGAUCAUGGAGGAGGGGACGCACAGUGAGCUCAUGGCCAAGAGAGGACGAUACCAUCGCUUAAAGGAGAGCAGCUAAGAAAAGCUGCUGUAGUCUCUGUUUCAUAGCUGUGAUAAAAACUGGGUGGUUGAACUGUGUCCUGAUUUUGGUCUUAUAAUGUUAACGAACACUUCUAGUUCAAAAAGCACCUCCAUUGUUUAAAGCUGUGGUAUUAUCUGCAUAGAUUAUGUUGUUUACUUGUUUGCUUUCAGAGGAUUUGAGAGUAAAUCAGUUAAACUACUCAGAGAGCAGCGACUUUAGACUGAAGGAAGUGAAACUGUAGAAACUUUAUUGUGAGCUGAUGAAUUAUCAGUAUUGUUUCAAGCAAGUGUUCUUUGCUGUGUUUUUAAAUCACACUCAUUAAAAUUUUUUUUGCCAUUUUUACACAAAAAAA
Molecule: messenger RNA, 4819 nt
Organism: Amphiprion ocellaris (clown anemonefish)
Lineage: Eukaryota; Metazoa; Chordata; Actinopteri; Pomacentridae
Gene: tap2t
Product: transporter associated with antigen processing, subunit type t, teleost specific
Exons: 13
Coding region: 2341-4464 (707 amino acids)
Biological process (GO): transmembrane transport
Cellular component (GO): membrane
Molecular function (GO): ATP binding; ABC-type oligopeptide transporter activity; ATP hydrolysis activity
Source: RefSeq, a predicted model, not a curated record